Molecule: messenger RNA, 363 nt
Organism: Fusarium keratoplasticum
Lineage: Eukaryota; Fungi; Ascomycota; Sordariomycetes; Hypocreales; Nectriaceae
Exons: 2
Coding region: 1-363 (120 amino acids)
Source: RefSeq, a predicted model, not a curated record
AUGUCGGCUACCAUGGAAAAGGAUCGCGUCUCGGCCGAGUCUGACGACCAGACCUACUCCAGCGAAGAGCAGCCCAAGAAGCAGCGCCGCACCAAGAAGAAGGGCACCAAGUCCCGCCGCAAGCAGCAGCAGCAGCAGUCGGGACCCCUGGACCAGCUCCCCGUCGGCGGAGACCUGGGCAACACGGUCGGCGGAGUGACAAACACUCUCGGCGGCGUCACUGGCGCUGUGAACCAACAGCAAGGCGGCGACGACGGCGGCAAGAGUGAUACUCUGCGGCUGAGGCUGGAUCUCAACCUCGACAUUGAGAUUCAGCUCAAGGCGAGGAUUCACGGAGACUUGGAACUAGCGCUACUAGGCUAA